Eimeria mitis is the source of this 459-nucleotide messenger RNA. RefSeq names its product mitochondrial carrier domain-containing protein, putative. Gene Ontology annotation, cellular component: mitochondrial inner membrane. The transcript has 4 exons. The record is from RefSeq and is a predicted model, not a curated record. The coding region runs from base 1 to 459 and encodes 152 amino acids. NCBI's taxonomy places the organism in Eukaryota, Apicomplexa, Conoidasida, Eucoccidiorida, Eimeriidae. Gene Ontology annotation, molecular function: S-adenosyl-L-methionine transmembrane transporter activity.
AUGGAUGUCGUUAAGACGCGGCUCAUGACACAAGCCCCUGGGUCGCGACAGGGGAGAGUCCUCCUGCUACGACCUUCACGACUGCGGUCUCGGGCGCAGCAGGGAUGUUUGCAGGCAGCAGCAGAGUGCAGCAUACUGUUGUGGGGGGUUGCUGCUGCAGGGGCCGUUGCUGCUGUCGUGACGACGCCAAUGGAUGUCGUUAAGACCCGGCUCAUGACACAAGCUCCAGGGUCGCGACAGUACAGGGGCUUCUUUCACUGCCUGGGCACCAUGCUGCGGCGCGAGGGCUUGAGGUCUCUAUUCUUAGGGGUGCAGAUGCGGUGUCUGUGGGUUGCGUUGGGGGGCGGCAUUUUCCUGGGGGGAUACGAUGCGUUCAGCGGUUACUACCGCCAUUUGUUUGAACGCAAUCGUCUUUUUGAGUCGCAGUGCUGCAACAGCUGCAGCAGCUGCAGCAACUGA